This is a messenger RNA of Elgaria multicarinata webbii, 2885 nucleotides long. RefSeq names its product zinc finger protein 91-like. NCBI's taxonomy places the organism in Eukaryota, Metazoa, Chordata, Lepidosauria, Squamata, Anguidae. The record is from RefSeq and is a predicted model, not a curated record. The coding region runs from base 1 to 2751 and encodes 916 amino acids. The transcript is spliced from 3 exons.
AUGGCACUGACGAACCCUGGCACCUUUUCACCAAGGGAGUAUGGUGUUUGGCUAGCUCAGAGUCCAAUUGGGCCGGUGGUGCAUUGGCUUGGGGUAUGCUGGCUGCGCUCCAGGCCAGUUAGCUCUGAUGUAGCGAGUGAUGGGCAGCACAGUGAGACAUAUCAAGAGCCAUCUGUGCUGUUGUGGAAUACUACCCAGCAUGAAGCAGGAAAAGGAAUAUUUCGGGGGAAACGGGGGCCAAAAUAUCACAGGCAAAACCUGACAAUGAAGAAGGAAUCCUCUGUUUUUCAGGCUACUGACAUUAUGGAACUACAGAUGUCACAAGAAGAUCAGAAAGAAAAAGAAAGGAACAUUGGUGCUGCAUGUGGGAAGAUAUUCAAAGAUAAUUCUAAAUUGAAUAUACAUUACAGAACACACACAGGAGAGAAACCAUAUAAGUGCAUGGAGUGUGGAAAGAGCUUCAGUGAUAGUGGAACUCUUACAGUACAUCAACGAACACACACAGGAGUGAAACCAUAUAAAUGCAUGGAGUGUGGAAAGAGCUUCAGUUGUAGUGGAACACUUAAUAAACAUCAUAAAACACACACAGGGGAGAAACCAUAUAAAUGUAUGGAUUGUGGAAAGAGCUUCAGUGAGAGCGGAAAACUUCAUCAACAUCAUAAAACACACACAGGGGAGAAACCAUAUAAAUGCAUGGAGUGUGGAAAGAGCUUCAGUCAUAGUGGAACACUUACUGUACAUCAACGAACACACACAGGGGAGAAACCAUAUAAAUGUAUGGAUUGUGGAAAGAGCUUCAGCUGUAGUGGAACACUUCAUAAACAUCAUAAAACACACACAGGGGAGAAACCAUAUAAAUGCAUGGAGUGUCAAAAGAGCUUCACUCAGAGUUCACAUCUUACUGAACAUCACCGAACACACACAGGGGUAAAACCAUAUAAGUGCAUGGAGUGUGGAAAGAGCUUCAGUCAAAGUGGAGCACUUACUGUACAUCAACGAACACACACAGGGAAUAAACCACACAAAUGUCUGGAGUGUGGAAAGAGCUUCAGUCAAAGUGGAACACUUGCUGUACAUCAACAAACACACACAAGGAAUAAACCAUACAAAUGUCUGGAGUGUGGAAAGUGUUUCAUUGAUAGUGGAACCCUGACUAGCCAUCAACGAACACACACAGGAGUGAAACCAUAUAAAUGCAUGGAGUGUGGAAAGAGCUUCAGUUGUAGUGGAACACUUACAGUACAUCAACGAACACACACAGGAGUGAAACCAUAUAAAUGCAUGGAGUGUGGAAAGAGCUUCAGUUGUAGUGGAACACUUAAUAAACAUCAUAAAACACACACAGGGGAGAAACCAUAUAAAUGUAUGGAUUGUGGAAAGAGCUUCAGUGAGAGCGGAAAACUUCAUAAACAUCAUACAACACACACAGGGGAGAAACCAUAUAAAUGUUUGGACUGUGGAAAGAGCUUCAGAGAUAGGGGAGCACUUACUGUACAUCAACGAACACACACAGGAGAGAAACCAUGUAAGUGCAUGGAGUGCGGAAAGAGCUUCGCUCAGAGCUCAAAUCUUACUCAACAUCAACAAACUCACACAGGGAAGAAACCAUAUAAGUGCAUGGAGUGUGGAAAGAGCUUCAGUGUAAGGGGAGCUCUUACUGUACAUCAACGAACACACACAGGAGUGAAACCAUAUAAAUGUAUGGAGUGUGGAAAGAGCUUCAGUUGUAGUGGAACGCUUAAUCAACAUCAUAAAAUACACACAGGGGAGAAACCAUAUAAAUGCAUGGAGUGUGGAAAGAGCUUCAGUAGUAGAGGAGCACUUCAUAAACAUCAUAAAACACACACAGGGGAGAAACCAUAUAAAUGCAUGGAGUGUGGAAAGAGCUUCAGUCAAAAUGGAGCACUUACUGUACAUCAACGAAAACACACCGGCAACAAACCACAUAAAUGUCUGGAGUGUGGAAAGUGCUUCAUUGAUAGUGGAACACUUACUGUACAUCAACGAACGCACACAGGUGAGAAACCAUAUAAAUGCAUGGAGUGUGGAAAGAGCUUCAGGCAAAGUGGAGCACUUACUGUACAUCAACGAACGCACACAGGUGAGAAACCAUAUAAAUGUCUGGAGUGUGGAAAGUGCUUCAUUGAUGGUGGAACACUUACUGUACAUCAACGAACACACACAGGCAACAAACCACAUAAAUGUCUGGAGUGUGGAAAAUGCUUCAGUGAUAGGGUAAAACCAUAUGAGUGCAUGGAGUGUGGAAAGAGCUUCAUUGAUAGUGGAGCACUUACUGUACAUCAACGAACGCACACAGGUGAGAAACCAUAUAAAUGCAUGAAGUGUGGAAAGAGCUUCAGGCAAAGUGGAGCACUUACUAUACAUCAACGAACGCACACAGGUGAGAAACCAUAUAAAUGCAUGGAGUGUGGAAAGAGCUUCAGGCAACGUGGAGCACUUACUAUACAUCAACGAACGCACACAGGUGAGAAACCAUAUAAAUGUCUGGAGUGUGGAAAGUGCUUCAUUGAUAGUGGAAGCCUGACUAGCCAUCACCGAACACACACAGGGGUAAAAGCAUAUAAGUGCAUGGAUUGUGGAAAGAGCUUCAGUCAUAGUGGAGCACUUACUGUACAUCAACAAACACACACAGGCAACAAACCACAUAAAUGUCUGGAGUGUGGAAAGUGCUUUAGUUAUAGUGGAGCACUAGCUAAACAUCAAAGAUCCCAUACAGAAGAAACCACAUGAAUGCAUGAGGUGUGGAAAGAGCUUCAGUCAGAUCUCAGUCCUUACUAGACUUAAAAGAAUUCAUAUGGGAUCAACCUUAUAAAUGUCCAGAGUGGAAAGAACUUCAGUUGGAGCGUACACCUUAGUGCACAUCA